Ochotona princeps (American pika) is the source of this 1544-nucleotide messenger RNA. RefSeq names its product RNA 5'-phosphate and 3'-OH ligase 1 (gene RLIG1). The record is from RefSeq and is a predicted model, not a curated record. The transcript has 7 exons. Bases 412 to 1311 code for a protein of 299 amino acids. Gene Ontology annotation, biological process: response to reactive oxygen species. Lineage: Eukaryota; Metazoa; Chordata; Mammalia; Lagomorpha; Ochotonidae. Gene Ontology annotation, molecular function: RNA ligase (ATP) activity.
CUGGGGCCAGCAUUUUGGUGUAGUGGGUGACAUCUCAUGUGGACACAGUUUGAGUUUUGGCUGCUCCACUUCCUAUCCAGCUCCCUGCCAAUGUGGGUGGGAAAGCAAUGGAUGGUGGUCCAAGUUCUUAGGCUUCUGAAUCCAUGUGGGAGGCAUGAAAGAUACUCCUGGCUUUGGACAGGCCCAGCUCCAGCUGUUGGGGCCACUUGAGGAGCAAGCCAGCCAAUGCAAAAACCUCUCUGUCUCUCCCUCUUGCCCUCUUUCUCUAACUCUGCCUUUCAAGUAAAUAAAUACAUCGCUUUUUAUAAAAAGAUGGAAAUGUCCUGGAAAUUAAUGUCAAGUAUUUGAAGGUGAAAACUGCACUGAAAACAACUGGAAUCAUGCUGAACACAGAUUGAUGGUUCCAUCUGAAUGGGGAAGAUGCCAUUUAAAGUUUUGGCAACUGAAACUAUAAGUCACAAGGCAUUAGAUGCAGAUAUAUACAGUGCAAUUCCAACAGAAAAAGUGGAUGGAACAUGUUGUUAUGUUACUACCUACAAAGGUCAACCAUACCUCUGGGCUCGACUCGAUAGAAAACCCAACAAACAAGCUGACAAAAGAUUUAAAAAUUUUCUACGUUCAAAAGACAGUUCAAAAGAGUUUUUUUGGAAUAUUGAAGAGGACUUCAAACCUGUUCCAGAGUGUUGGAUACCAGCAAAGGAAAUAGAACAGUUAAAUGGGAAUCCAAUUCCUGAUGAAAAUGGACACAUUCCUGGCUGGGUGCCAGUGGAAAAGAACAACAAACAGUAUUGCUGGCAUUCUUCUGUGGUUCAUUAUGAAUUUGGAAUUGCCUUGGUGUUAAAGCCCCAUGCUGCAGAUCCUGGGGUCUUGGAAAUAAGCGCAGUACCACUAGCAGACCUCUUAGAACAAACACUGGAGCUCAUAGGAACACAUAUCAAUGGAAAUCCAUAUGGGAUAGGAAGCAGGAAGCAUCCGUUACAUCUUCUUAUACCACAUGGAGCAUUUCAAAUAGGAAAUCUUCCUGCAUUGAAGCACAGUGAUCUACUGUCCUGGUUUGAAGGUUGCAGAGAGGGCAGAAUUGAAGGAAUAGUAUGGCAUUGCAGUGCCGGCUGUUUAAUUAAGGUCCAUCGGCAUCAUCUUGGUUUAACCUGGCCAAUUCCAGAUACUUACAUGAAUUCAAAGCCAGUUGUUAUCAACAUGAACUUGAACGAAUAUGACAGUACCUUUGAUACUAGAUGUUUGUUUAGUGACUUUUCAAAAAUAGAUAAUCAGAAAUUUGGUAGGCUCAAAGACAUAACACUUGAUGUAUAAACUGAAGUGCAAUUAAAAUUAGCUUUGGUACUAUAUUUGAAUCCUAAUUCUGUGCUCAAAAAGGUGUAAAUAUUGUGAAACAUCAAUAUGUCUUCUAAUUUUUGAAAAAAUGAUUUUUCCAGAUGCAGAUACUCAUUCAGUCUUUUAUUUGACAUUGACACAUUUUAACCCCUGGACAUACAAAUAUAAGUAACAGUAAGUCCCCAAGGCUGUAUAAAAGGUAAAUUCUGUUC